Molecule: messenger RNA, 2661 nt
Organism: Argiope bruennichi
Lineage: Eukaryota; Metazoa; Arthropoda; Arachnida; Araneae; Araneidae
Product: protein maternal effect lethal 26-like
Exons: 2
Coding region: 838-2337 (499 amino acids)
Biological process (GO): proteasome-mediated ubiquitin-dependent protein catabolic process; regulation of proteolysis
Cellular component (GO): cytoplasm; nucleus
Molecular function (GO): ubiquitin protein ligase binding
Source: RefSeq, a predicted model, not a curated record
UUCUAAAUUCAUUGGUCUAUUUUGUAACUCGCCAACAUUUAGUUUCAUUUUUAUAUUAAAUAUGAUAAAAACGAAAUUACGAUAAAACCGAAACCAGUGGUCUCUUAAACAAAGGGAGAAGAAAAAUCAAUUUUCUUUUUCUGAUGGAGAAUUUCUCAGCACCAGGUUCUAAAUUCAAAGGGUUAGGAAUGUUAGAUUCCUAGUAGUGACCAACCAGCGAUGGAUUCCAGCAGGUCCCAAGGGAUCGAGAGGAAGAGGGUAUCUUUUCCCCUGUAAGAGGUGGAGAGUCUUUUUCAGCUGGGAGGAGCUAAACGAAAUGUCCAUUGGCUAGUUUAGAGACCCUCUGAAGAAGAUGGUCACCUUUCUGAAGAACACUGAUGGCAUAUUUUUAUGCACCAGAAAAUAGCAACCAAUGACCAAGUUCGUAGGACCUACAUUCCAUCUUUUCUACAUUUGAAGAGGGAGACUUUGUAGCUUUCACAGCAGAUGGAGAGCUAUUGCAUUAAUUUCAUCUAGGAUCAUUGAUUUUGAUUUUUAUUUCAAAUGGUCUAAAAAUUUUUUACAAAACAUUAUUAGAACCUGAUUUUAAAAGGAUUUCUUAUCAAAAUCGAAGUAUUACCAACUAAAUUCAUUGAAAUGAGAAUUCAUUUACAUCUGGACUAAACGAGUGAUUCAAAACUGGGUAUUUCACAUUCUCAACCCCAGUGUUUGCGAGUAAUAGCUCUGAGUAGAAUUAUUCCAUCACGCUCGAUAUUCCACGUUCAUUUAUUUUUCGUUUCGUUAUCGAGCUGCAGCCUAGAACUUUAAUUACGUACAACAAAAUCAAUACAAAAGGAAAUGGCACUUGAAGAAAAAUGUUUUACUAUAACGUGGAAAAUAGAAAAUUUGGUUGGAUGGUCAGAAAAGUUAAGAGAGGACUUUAAAAUUUCCAGUCCGCCGUUCGUAAUAGAUGCGAUGGGCAAAACCACAUGGCAUUUAAAUAUUUAUCCAGCUGGACAGAAAGACAUUAACAGAAACAUCAACUUUUAUCUUUAUAGACAGAAAGAUGAUAGUACUGAAGCACCUAUAAAUGUGAAAAUUCAGCUUGAUUUCUUAGAUAAAAAUGGUUUGUCACUUGCGGCUUUCUGCAUUGAUCACGCUUUUAAAAAAGAUAAAGGGUAUGGAUGUCGAUCAUUCGCUAAGACAAAAGAAGUCUUUAAUACACGUCGAUAUAUCUUUCUUCCUAAUGAUACUUUAACGGCACGAUGCAAAAUGUGGAUAAAAGGUGAUGUCAUGUCACAAGAUGGCCAAUGUUUCGCUCGCACUCGUUUUGGAGUCGAGAAGAUAUCCUUCUUGUGGUACCUGAAAAAUUUCAGUACUCUUGAAUUAGAGAAGAAAUGCAAGUAUAUUGUUAAGUCACCUACGAAUAAUGAACCGUUGAUGUCUGUUGAACUAUUUGUGACAGAAGAUAAAAAUUGCGACAAAAUUGUUCGUUGCGCACUGUCUCUUCAAGAUGAAACCAUUCUGUGCUGCAAUUUACGAUUAUACCUCGUCUUGCCAGAUGGAAAGAAAAAACAAUGCAAUCAAGAGAGCAUUUGUUAUUCUAAUCUCCAUGAAAGUACCGAAUUUACAUUCCCUUUGACUAAAGAAAUGUUUGUGGGAAUGAAACAAUUGCUUCUGCCAAAAGACAUUUUGUCAAUGGAUUGGGAAUGUUUCUUUUCAAAAGGAAUAACGCUCGAAGAAAUUAGUUACGGAAGUUCCAGUUCUGAAAACUCCGAGCCUGACAAAACCGAUCUGACUAAUAACGAUAUGGUAUCUCCUGCGAUCUCAUUGAUUGACACCUUAAAAUCCUUUUACGUAGAAAAGUUGCUAUGCGACGUUCAGUUAAAGACACGAACAGGGACAUUUCCUGCCCAUAAAAUUGUUCUUUCUGCUUUGUCUUCUGUAUUUCAAACAAUUUUUUCGAGCAAGGUGAACGAAGAAGAGAAUGACUGCGUCGAUAUGGAAGAGCUGGAUGACGAUACACUAAUCCGAAUGCUUGGUUACAUUUAUGCUUCAAAUGUGGAAGUUUUAACAUGGGAGAGCGCCUAUAAAUUGUAUGAAGCGGCGAACAAAUAUGCCAUCCUGAAUCUGAAGAAUUUGUGUUCUCUGUAUUUGAAGAAUAAUCUUUCCCCAUGCAAUGCGUGCGAAGCACUGUUGUUGGCUGAUAAUUAUGGCGAUAAUGAAAUGAAAGAAGUUGUAAUGAGCUUCAUAGUAAAACACGGCAAAGAAAUGAAAAACUCCGAGUGGAGAUUAUUGAUGAAUUCGAACGGAAAACUAGCUGCAGAAGCCUUGUACCGUCUGUAUUGCGAAAACUGAAAGAGUCAGAGAAGAGUUAAUGUUUUCAUCUUCAACCAAUGAAAUCAUUACUUAUAAAUUAAAGAAUGAUCUCAAAAACAAAUAUGAUAAUCUUUGUUCUUUUUGUACCUUAAUUGUUUUUAAUCAUGUCUAGACCAGGACCUGAAUAUCAAACAGGUAACCAGUGAGUUCCAAAGUUUCAAGGGCUUUUUUUUUUUUUUUUUUUUCCAUUGUGAUUGAUUUUAAUUUUUUAAUCUCCAAAAGCGAUGUUCUCGAACGUACUUAUAUUUUUCUAAUCGUGUUUUCAAUUUUGCCCAUUUAAGUCGAGCCCUUUUAUCUCCUCAG